AUGUCGAAUAUUACUCCAACAUUCCACAAGACUCAAACUCAAGACGGUGUGAAGGUCUGGUACCGUGAGGCAGGUGAAAGAGGGAACCCCAUAAUUGUUUUACUACAUGGGUUCCCCACAUCUUCUAACAUGUUCAGAAACCUCAUUCCUUUAUUGGCUAGACACUUCCAUGUCAUUGCCCCAGAUUUGCCCGGGUUUGGCUUCUCAGAGACACCGGAUGACUACGACUUCAGUUUUGACGCGUUAAGUGACACAAUUGGAUAUUUGCUUGACACUUUGAGUAUCGAUAGGUACUUUAUUUAUAUAUUUGAUUAUGGUUCUCCGGUAGGCUUCCGGUUAGCCUUGAAAAAUCCUUCCAAAAUUAGAGGGGUUAUCACUCAAAAUGGCAAUGCUUACGAAGAGGGUCUUGACGACCGCUUUUGGGGUCCUUUGAAGGAGUAUUGGAAGUCAUAUCAAAGUGACCCGAAAUUUGUCAAAGCUCUCUCUUCAUACAUCCAGGAUCCUGCCAAUGUCAUCUCUCAGUACCAUGGCGGAGUUGCGAAUACUGAGUCUGUUGAUCCUGCUGCUUAUACGCUGGACAUUGCGCUCAUUCAGCGUGUAGGUCAAACUGACAUUCAAUUGAAGUUGUUCUUUGAUUACCAAAAAAAUGUCAAGUUGUAUCCCGAAUUUCAACGGUUUCUAAGAGAUUCGAACAUUCCCGUUCUAGUUGCUUGGGGUCGAAAUGACACCAUCUUUAGUGUUUCCGGCGCUGAAGCCUACCGGAAAGAUGUCAAAAAUUUAAAGAUUGUUUACUAUGAUACCGGCCAUUUUGCUCUUGAGACUCACGUAGUUAAUAUUGCUAAGCAAAUUAUCAGCGUCUUUGGAGAGAAGGCUUGA
Saccharomyces eubayanus is the source of this 876-nucleotide messenger RNA. RefSeq names its product epoxide hydrolase. Bases 1 to 876 code for a protein of 291 amino acids. Lineage: Eukaryota; Fungi; Ascomycota; Saccharomycetes; Saccharomycetales; Saccharomycetaceae. The transcript has a single exon. The record is from RefSeq and is a predicted model, not a curated record. Gene Ontology annotation, molecular function: epoxide hydrolase activity.